Messenger RNA from Plasmopara halstedii, 681 nucleotides. RefSeq names its product peptidyl-prolyl cis-trans. The record is from RefSeq and is a predicted model, not a curated record. The transcript has a single exon. Gene Ontology annotation, biological process: protein peptidyl-prolyl isomerization. NCBI's taxonomy places the organism in Eukaryota, Oomycota, Peronosporomycetes, Peronosporales, Peronosporaceae. Gene Ontology annotation, molecular function: peptidyl-prolyl cis-trans isomerase activity. The coding region runs from base 1 to 681 and encodes 226 amino acids.
AUGUCUGCCUUUGCUCGUGUGAAGCUGGUGCGCAGUGGUGGCGAUGAUAUGUUACGCGCCGGAGCUCGUGGCUGGGGAUGGUACCAUAGAUCACUCAAGAAAAUGAAUGCUCCUGAAGCAGCUGCCGUGGCGUACGAUGCUGUGGUACCAACGCCCACGCAGCCGCGACCGCGCGCGUUUUUGGAUGUGAGCAUUGGUGGUGCCAAGGCCGAGCGUAUCGUGGUGGAGGUCGCCAAAGACAUUGUACCGCAAACGGCAACAAAUUUUAUCAAAAUGUGUACGGAAGGCUUCAAGUCUAGAGCACUGGGAUCCGGCUCAUACAAAAACUCCAAGUUUCACAACGUCACGAAGGGCGUGUAUCUCGUGGGUGGUGACGUGCUUAAGGGCGAUGGCACUGGCGGUCAUGCUGCGCUGGUUGAGAAUCAGCGCUUUUUCGAUGAUGAGAAUUAUGCACUGCAGUUUUCGGAGGUAGGUGUACUAGGCAUGGCAAACGCCGGCAUCAACAAGAACGCGUCGCAAUUCUUCAUUUCGCUUAAGCCGUUGCCACACCUUAAUGGCCGCAAUGUCGCCUUUGGUAAAGUUGUGGAAGGCACGAAUAUUUUAAAAAACAUCGAGAGCGUUUAUUGUGUGAAGCACAAGCCAUUGACGGACAUUGAGAUAGUUAGCUGUGGCAUCUUGUAA